Messenger RNA from Prunus persica (peach), 1331 nucleotides. Its product is annotated as zinc finger protein CO3. Lineage: Eukaryota; Viridiplantae; Streptophyta; Magnoliopsida; Rosales; Rosaceae. The transcript is spliced from 3 exons. The record is from RefSeq and is a predicted model, not a curated record. Gene Ontology annotation, cellular component: nucleus. Bases 398 to 1126 code for a protein of 242 amino acids. Gene Ontology annotation, biological process: regulation of flower development. Gene Ontology annotation, molecular function: protein binding.
AAGUGUAAGAGAGGUUUUAAAGAAUUUCUUCAAAGGGCACUCUGCUGGUAGGCUAACGUCUCGUCCCAGUCUCAGACCCCCACCCCACCCCGAACCUCCAGUAGCAGCAGAACACAGUUACACAACACAAGUAGGUAAAAGAAGGAACAAGGUCAACGUUUUGCCCCCAAUAGCGUGACGUCAUCGUCCACGUCAUCCUGCAGACCUGUCCCAUCUCUUCUCUGCUCUCUGGGCCCCACCUUCCCAUCCUCCCUCCCUCCCUCCUCCCUCUUCGCUCUUUAAGUACCCCUGCAAAGUCCCAGCCUUCCAGCACACGUUCAUAAAUUCAUCUUCACUCCUGCACUCCACUCAUCAAAAAUCUCCCAAACCCUUCCUAAAACCCUAAACCCACGCGCCAAUGUACGGACACAACAGCACCGCAUUUCCACGCGCCGCCGACUUCCAGUUCCAGGGCUCGCCACCGGCUCAUCCGUUGCUUUAUCAUGAGCAGCUGCUCGUCUCGGCUGAGUUCAGCAACAGCUGCAGCAGCGGCUCCAGCAGCUACUGCGCCUCCCCAAUCAGCAGCGGGACUGGUGGUGGCGCUACGCUGAUUCAGCGCAGCGUCAGCAGCCAUUCACUCCAGAAGACCUCUUGCGGGACCCACAGGCUAGUCUCCGACUUACUUGAGUCGGAGACCGGCCCCGUCCGCAGGGUUUACAGCACCGGAGACUUGGAUUUGCAGCUGAUAAAUAAUAUGAACAAUGGAAUGCCACAGCAAUUGCAAUAUUGCGGUUACAAUAGAUCAUCAUCAGAAACUAGUCCCUUGUCGAGUGAGAGCAGUAUGAUCAUAGAAGGGAUGAGCAAAGCCUGUCCAUAUAAUCCUGAGGAGAAGAAAGAGAGAAUUGAGAGGUAUAGAAACAAGCGCAACCUCAGGAACUUCAACAAGACCAUUAAGUAUGCUUGCCGGAAGACGUUGGCGGACAGCCGGCCACGCAUCAGAGGACGAUUUGCAAGGAAUGAUGAAAUUGAGAAGAACUCUCCUGUUCAGUGGAGUCACAUAAGUGGGGAGGAAGACGAGGAGGACUGCGAUAGUUGGAUCAACCUUCUGGAUGCAUUCUCUUCUAUUGAAUCUAAUUCCAUGAUCUAGUAACAUAUAAGACCACUCUAUGUGUCAUGUUUUAGCAAGUAGCUAGGAAAAUUUUAGGCUGCUUGGUUUGAACUUUAAUUAUUAUUGUUAUUACUAUUAUUAUGCAGAAUGCCGCACUUUAAGCGCUAUUUAGCUUGAAGUAGGUGAUGUAAAUAUAGGUGAUUUGGAAUGAAAAUGUGCAAUUUUUAAUUAAGACUUUAAUUAA